Sciurus carolinensis (gray squirrel) is the source of this 5446-nucleotide messenger RNA. RefSeq names its product serine/threonine kinase 4 (gene Stk4). The record is from RefSeq and is a predicted model, not a curated record. The transcript is spliced from 11 exons. Lineage: Eukaryota; Metazoa; Chordata; Mammalia; Rodentia; Sciuridae. Bases 76 to 1539 code for a protein of 487 amino acids. Gene Ontology annotation, biological process: protein tetramerization; intracellular signal transduction; regulation of MAPK cascade. Gene Ontology annotation, cellular component: cytoplasm. Gene Ontology annotation, molecular function: ATP binding; protein serine/threonine kinase activity.
GUCUGCGGGGCGGGCUCCAGGAGGUCCGGGGGAGGAUGGAGCAGUGAGCGGGGCUGGGCCGCUGCCGGCAGCGCCAUGGAGACCGUGCAGCUGAGGAACCCGCCGCGCCGGCAGCUGAAAAAGUUGGAUGAGGAUAGUUUAACCAAACAACCAGAAGAAGUAUUUGAUGUCUUAGAGAAACUUGGAGAAGGGUCCUAUGGCAGUGUAUACAAAGCUAUCCACAAAGAGACCGGUCAGAUUGUUGCUAUUAAACAAGUUCCUGUGGAAUCAGACCUGCAGGAGAUUAUCAAAGAAAUUUCUAUAAUGCAGCAAUGUGACAGCCCUCAUGUAGUCAAAUAUUAUGGCAGUUAUUUUAAGAACACAGACUUGUGGAUUGUUAUGGAGUAUUGUGGUGCUGGUUCUGUAUCUGAUAUCAUUCGAUUACGAAAUAAAACGUUAACAGAAGAUGAAAUAGCUACAAUAUUACAGUCAACACUUAAAGGACUGGAAUACCUCCAUUUUAUGAGAAAAAUACACCGAGACAUCAAGGCGGGAAAUAUUUUGCUAAAUACAGAAGGACAUGCAAAACUGGCAGAUUUUGGAGUAGCAGGUCAACUUACAGAUACCAUGGCUAAACGGAAUACAGUGAUAGGAACACCAUUUUGGAUGGCUCCAGAAGUUAUUCAGGAAAUUGGAUACAAUUGUGUGGCAGAUAUCUGGUCUCUGGGAAUAACUGCCAUAGAAAUGGCUGAAGGAAAGCCCCCAUAUGCUGAUAUCCAUCCAAUGAGGGCAAUCUUCAUGAUUCCUACAAAUCCUCCUCCCACGUUCCGAAAGCCAGAGCUGUGGUCAGAUAACUUCACAGAUUUUGUGAAGCAGUGUCUUGUAAAAAGCCCUGAGCAGAGAGCCACAGCCACUCAGCUUCUCCAGCACCCAUUUGUCAAGAGUGCCAAAGGAGUGUCAAUACUGCGGGACUUAAUUAAUGAAGCCAUGGAUGUGAAACUGAAACGCCAAGAAGCUCAGCAGCGGGAAGUGGACCAGGAUGAUGAAGAAAACUCAGAGGAGGAUGAAAUGGAUUCUGGCACGAUGGUUCGAGCGGUGGGUGAUGACAUGGGCACUGUACGAGUGGCCAGCACCAUGAGUGAUGGAGCCAAUACUAUGAUUGAGCAUGAUGACACGUUGCCGUCACAACUGGGCACCAUGGUGAUCAAUGCAGAGGAUGAGGAAGAGGAAGGGACUAUGAAAAGAAGAGAUGAGACCAUGCAGCCUGCAAAACCAUCUUUCCUUGAAUACUUUGAACAAAAAGAAAAGGAAAAUCAGAUCAACAACUUUGGCAAGAGUGUACCUGGCCCACUGAAAAAUUCUUCAGAUUGGAAAGUACCACAGGAUGGAGACUAUGAGUUUCUUAAGACUUGGACAGUGGAGGACCUUCAGAAGAGGCUCUUGGCCCUUGAUCCCAUGAUGGAGCAGGAGAUUGAAGAGAUCCGGCAAAAGUAUCAGUCCAAGCGGCAGCCAAUCCUGGAUGCCAUUGAGGCUAAGAAGAGGCGGCAGCAAAACUUCUGAGUGCGGCGGUACCCAGGCGAAUUCUGGAUUGCUCAUCUCACGUUCGUUAGCCAGCACUUCUGCUCUGUCAUUUCUCCACAGCACCUCUGUGAACUCAGGAACGUGCGCCGUGGGAAGGGCUGCUCGACGGUCAUCCUGCCACCUUGAUGAGUGCAUUUACAUUGGUCAGGUAUACUAUUUAAAAGGAUUUGUAUUGGCGCUUUUAACUCAGAGUUUUAAACCCUAGAAACCAGAGACUCCAGUUAAGUUAUAGCUGGGAAAGUUUUAUGUUGUCUUUUUGUUUUUCUUUUCCGAAUAGCUUUUGAUUGUUCUUUCUAGAAGACUUUUUUAAAACAUAUAAAUAUGCACAUAUAUAUAAAUUAUAAAGAUUCCCCACUCAGUGUGGUGGCAUCUCUGUACAGGUACAGUUUUGAACAGUUUUGCAUCUUUUCUGUAAGAUUAUGGUACUGUGGAACAUGAGGACAGAGGACUCCAGGAGGCUGUGGGGGAUCACUGACUCCCAGCAGCCAGCCUGACCCUUUGCAGGACUGCAUUUAAAAAUUAGGCUUGGGAUGGUGCUUGCACCAUGGUUGCAGCCUUGAGCAGUCAUCACUGGCUUCUGGAGCUAUUGGUGAUGUCCAGGGAAGCCUUGAAGAUUUGUGUUUGUUCUUUGAGUCCCAGGAGAAGCCUGGCAUCUUCUUUGCAAAUCGGCCUUUGCUGUUUCAACGCCUUUCAUCCAUCUCCACUUUCCCAACUGCCUAAAGUCACAUCACAGAUACUGCCAGUGCCUUAAGAGGAGACGUGAUCCAAUGAAGGGACAAGACUACCGGAAUUCUUAGUGAAUGUGGGGAUGUAUUCAGUCCACAAAGGGAAAGGGUUUUUGAAGUUCUCAUUGUUCGUGUGAAAAAUCACUUCUGUGAUGUUUUGCUCUGCCUUCCUUAUAGACAGGAAUAGAGGGCAUUACUUUUAUGAUCCACAAAUGUGUGACUUUUUUUUUCUUUUACUGUUAAGGGUUCUGAAAAAGACAAAUGAAUACCAGAUUAAAAUUUGUUCUUCAGGAGGCUUAAUCCACACACAUAAAAUGCCAUAUGGAACCAUAGAGAUCAUCUAGUCUGACACUGUUGUAUAGAUGGGAAAACUGAGGCUUUGAGAGGAAAGUGACAUGGCCAACAUCACAGCCCACGUUAGAGUGAGAGAAGGAAUUGAAACUCAGGGCUCCUCUCCUGGGCCACUGAACUGAGCAGCCCCUUCCCUGAGGAAAGAGACUUGUGUCAGUCUUGAUUAAGGAAAUCAUGUCAACAGAAACUAGCUCUUCUUGCCUUGCCUCUUCGGUAGGUAACCUGGAUGUGAAGAGAGUCCUCAGAGGGGCCACGUCGUUUAGUCUCAGCAAGUGCAUGAGCUCUGCACCAUCUGCCAGUAGCAGACCAGCACCAUGGAGGCAGACUUAGGGCCAGAAGCAGGUCGGAGGGCUUUUCAAAAGACAGCAUGGAGCUGUCCUGCAGCUUUGGCUCAAAGCCACAUUUACUCACACAGCAAGCAUAAGACAGUUGAGAAAGACAAAUAUCUUUUUGUCUUCUGAUAUUUCUUCUUCCCUCAGGGAAGCCAUGACUGAGUUGCACCUAAGGAUACUGUAAUUUGAUUCCAUAAUUGCUUUUGCUCCUUGGACCUGAGAAUCAAUGGAAAGGCAGAGAAUGUUCCUCCUCUGUGACUGGCUUCUGUUCUUUGCACUUAAGCAAGUUUUAAAAAAUGCAAGAGGCAGUUGGUCUUCAAGGCUUGGCCAGUGCCGCAGCUAUGUGGCAGAUGUAGAAAAAUAGAGGGCAAUUUGAAGAUCUUGCUGGAAUUACAUUUGUUGACCACCUGUUGUAUGCCAGGUACUGAGCUAGAUUAAUUAAGUUCCAAAUUUCACAGUAAUCCCAUAGAUGAAGUAUUUUAUCUCCAUUUCAUAGAAGAAGAAAUGGGUUUGCAGAGAAAGAUUCCUUCCCUUAGCAGUACAGCUAGUAAGUGGUAGAAUCAGGAUUCAUAGCAUCACUCUGUGGUACUAAUAUUUACAGGGAAAGGGAAAGUCAUGAGUCUGAUUACAAAGAAGUGACCAUGUUUUGCACAGACUCUAAGUGGCAUUUUUAAGUUGGAAACCAGCUGAACUCAUAGUCAAGUCUGACAGCCAAGUAAGUUUUAAAAACCAAAAUAUUGUAUUAAUUAACAGUUCUGCCUCAAUCUUUUUCCACUUUAAACAAAGAACUUUGAGGUUGAUUAGACAGGAGGAGAAAGCCUGUUUUUUCCUUUACUAAACAAAGUCCCAGAAAAGGAAAGCUCAGUGUUUUUUUUUCUCAUAAAUAUUCUUGGGCCAUAAACCUUGAUCUACGGUUUGUUUCAAGUAACACAUGGACACCCACAUGUCCUACAAAGUCACCAUUGGUCAGAGUCAGUAUGUUUUGGAUCAGAGUAAUUUCCUGGGGUGUUUGUUUUCUAGUGACAGAAACAGCAGGAGCAAGUCCUAGUCAUUUUUUCCUUGAAUGCUAAGUUGAGAAUACUUCAGCUCGCUUCCAGUGGACUUGAGUAUUUACAAAUCAAGCUUCACGGGACUCUGAGACUCUCAGAAAAACCAUGGCCCUACACCUAAUUGCAUCUUUAAAAUAUCUCAUAUUCUUUAGAAAUAUCUAAAUUGUUUCCCAUUAGUAAAUUUGAAACACAUUUUUUUUUGCGGUACUGGGGAUUGAACUCAGGGCCUUGUGCUUGUGAGGCAAGCAUUCUACCAACUGAGCUAUCUCCCCAGCCCACUUGAAACACAUUUCUAUCUUUAUUUCUUGUUUAUCCCUGUCCCCAAUCAUCAUUUGAAUGGAUGAGAAUUUGGCUCACUGGGGGUGAGAAGAGGGUUGGUGGGUGAAUAGACAUAUGGACUGAUGGCUGAAGCAAUUUAAGAGCUGUAAUCUUGACUCCUCAAAACUAUAGACUCCAAUCCGAGAAACAUUUAUUUAGCACCUACAGGUGCCAGAAAUGUAUUAUGCCAUUUAGAACUCAGCAGCCCUGGGACUGUCAGGGAUGAGAUGGCGCCAUUUCUUUAUAGCCUACAAAUUUUUUAAAAGGCUGAUAAUUACAGAAUAUUUUUAACAACUUUACACUAAUAAAUUCAACAAUUAAAAUGAAAUGGACAGAUUCCUGGAAAAAUGCAAAAUGCUUAAGUUCACUCAAGAAGAAAUAGAUAAUCUGACUAGCCAUCUUCCAAAACUUAAAAACUUUGAGAGAGAUAGGUAUCAUGUCCCUUGUUCUACAGAUGAGGAAACAGGCUGAGAGGGAAAGUCUGUUGCUCACGUUCAUGUCACUGGAAUAUAGCAGAGCCAGGAUUCAAGCCCAGAUCCUCUGCCUCUUGCUCUUGUGCCCUUCUAACAUACCAUGUUGCCUCUGAAGAUUGCAGCUCCUUAUUUAUGAGGAAAUUGUUCCUGCCCACUUCAGACUCCUCACCUCAUCGGACCCCGCCCCAUCUUUCUUAAGCACUGUGUCUAUGUCUUCAUCAGGUAUUCAUUGUCUUUGGAAUUCACAUUUUUAUUUGUGUUUGGGGGGAAAAAAUCUCUUCCACCAGCUUGCACUUGGACCAACUUAGGGGACAAAGAGGCUUAAAUGCUGUUGCUGAUAUACAAUUUUAAAAUGUGAAGUUUGUAGCUUUAAUUUUUUGUAAUAUAAACUUAUAACACUGGCUUAAUUGCUGACUUGAAAUGCUAUUUUGUAAGGUUUGGAUGUAAAUAAUCAUGUUGAGGUCAGCAGUUUGUAUAUGUAUGAGAUAGUUUCCUCCACUGCCGCCCCCCCCCUUUGUUUUUGUUUUAUUUUUGUAUUUUUAAUUUGAGAUGCUUACCGUGUGCUUUUAUGUUAGAAUUGUUUUCCCGCCUUUCUUCUUCCUACAUCUUGUUUUAAAUAAACUGUCCUUGGGACCACA